UGAACAAGCAGUGUGGUUCGGCUGCUGUGUUUGCUGGGAGGGCGCGUCUGCUCGGAGCUUGGCGCCUGCUGCGUGCCAACUCCAGUCUGCCUGGCCGAAGCCUGGCUAAGGCUGCAGCUUGCCUCCUGGCGUCUUUGUCUUGGGCACACCUGAUAGCAGGAACUCGGAGCCGUGGGUCCGGCCCUCUUCUCGCUGGCUGUGACUGUAGGCAAAUCUUCCUGGUGCCUCCCUUUCUCCAUCUGGAGAAGAGGCUGACACUUGCCUGCCUUUGUGUCUAAGACUGAAGCCUCACGGGUGCACUUGGAUACGUCUGGUGCUUUUCUCGGCAGGCCUUGCGCUGCUCUGAACCCCUUCAGCGCUGCCCUGAGCAACACGGCCAGCUUCUGUUGCGUGUCGUUCAGCUUCUCCAUUGUCCUUUCCCCAGGGCAGAACCGUGCUCUGCGAGUAGCGCUUUAUCUUUACCUGUAUGUGCUACUCGAUUCACGGUGGUGAAGGCGGGUGGAAGACGUGCUCCUGGCACCAGAGCAGGAGCUGGGGAGGGCCCUGGUUCAUGUCAGACGCUGGAAGCCGGGGCAGGGACAGAGCCUACCCUCACGCUGCAGCUGUCAUUGUGUUAAGCCUCUGACAUCUAAAUGUCCCAGUGCUCCUGAGAGAGCGACUGCCCUGCCCAGAGUCACCAGGUGCAGUGGAGAUGAGACCCAGGUGUCCUGUCUCCUCGUUCUUGUGUCCCUUGUCCUUGGACCAAUAUAAUAGCCAGGCCUUGCCCAAAAUGGAUCUGCUCAUCCUCCCCGGCUUCAUCUCUUCAAGAAUCAGUUUUGCACGUGCUUAGCCCAUCAUUUCCUUUUGCUGGCAUUGGACCAACUUGCCGUCUCCAGGUUGUGCCAGAGCUGCUUGAAUUCCUGUUGGGGAAGUUGUCUGAUUUGCCUGAUUACUAGAAAGUUAUUUAUAGCUCGGUGUGUCUGUAUGCCAGGAUGGGAGUGACGCAUAGGAGUGACGUGCAUUUUCCUUGGUUGACUUUCUGUUCCAGUUUUACCAGGUUGAAGACAAUGUUCUUGGAAUGGUUGUGGUCUGUAUUCCUGGCAGUGCUUCUCCCUAGUGGGCUGAGUGUCCCCGGUCCCCUGGCAGAGCUCAUCUCAUUGAGCAGGGACCUUCUCAGUGUGCGUGUGCAUGAUUAUUAGCCAAGAAUUGUGAUAUCUGUAUUUUGCAGUCAAGGGCCCUUGCAAGAUUUGGUCUGGUCUUUAAUGAUGCAAUGACUUAAAGCCCCUGGGGUUUGACUUUGACUGUAAAGAAUAGUGGUAAGAGAGCACUUGCUUUCUUUGCAUUUCAGAUACUGCAUUAACAUUGCACAGGGGGCUGUUGAUGUAAGGAGAGAAGGGCAGUUAAAUGCACCCUGGGCGGUGGGCACCAACGUGCAAUGAGUGAGGCUGUGCGAGUUGGCAGCAAAGCCAAGCUUUGACCUUGUAUGUUCCAGAUUUCAGCCUCAUGGCUUUACUGACCCUGACAUCCCCCUUUUCUCAUGUGCUUGCUGUAUGAGAAACUUCUGUGCUCAGUGUUUCAAUCUCCCUUCUAGGAAAUGAACAACCUGGAGGAAGGGGUGGAGUUCCUCCCCACCAUGAAUCCCAAGACAGUGGAGAAGCGUGGCCCAAAACGAUGGGUGGUGGUCACCACUGUGCUCAUUGCCAUCCUUCUCGUCUCCCUCCUGGUUGGCCAGCUGGUUUGGCACUUCAAAUAUCGAAACGUGUCCGUCCAGAAGGUUUACAACGGCCACCUCCGGAUUUUGAACUGGAACUUCCUCGAUGCCUAUGAGGACUCCAGCAGCCCCGAGUUCGCCAUGCUCUCCAAGAAGGUGAAGAGCACGGUUGAGGAGAUCUACAGGAGCAAUGAAAAUAUUGGUCCUUAUCACAAGGAGACACAAAUAACUGCGUUCAGUGAAGGCAGCGUCAUUGCCUAUUACUGGUCGGAGUUCAUGGUUCCAAAAGACAAGGCAGAGGCACUGGAUAGAGCCAUGACUGACAAGCAGAGUCUGAUGCAAAUGUUGACCUUGAAAUCGCGGAAUCCGGUGCUAAAAGUGGAGUCAGUGGUUGCUUUCCCUGCCGAUCCCAGUAUCAUCCAGGCUUCCCGGAAUAAUAGUUGCGGUUUUUCUCUGCAUGCCAAGGAAGGCGAGAUCACCAGCUUUACCACACCAGGCUUCCCCAACAGCCCAUAUCCCAACAACGCUCGCUGCCAGUGGGUCCUGAGGGCUGACGCCGAUUCCAUUAUCAGCCUGACUUUCAAGACAUUUGAUGUGGAGCCCUGCGGUGAAGGCAACGACUACAUCAAGGUCUACAACUCCCUGAGCCCCGUGGAGCCCCAUGCCCUUGUGACGCUGUGUGGCAGCUACCCCCCAUCCUACAACUUAACCUUCCUGUCCUCCAAGAACAUCAUGUUGGUCACGCUGGUCACCAAUGCCGAAGGCAGGCGCCCCGGCUUCAAGGCUGAAUUCUUCCAGCUCCCAAAGAUAAAAAGCUGUGGUGGGACAUUGAAGGAAACCACUGGGACUUUUACCACUCCUUUCUACCCAGCACACUACCCCCCAAACUUGGACUGUACGUGGGACAUUGAGGUGCCUAGUAACAAGAACGUGAAGGUGCGUUUCAACCUGUUCUACGUGCUGGAACCCGGCAUCCCCAUUAACACCUGCACCAAGGAUUAUGUAGAAAUCAGCAAUAUGAAGUACUGUGGAGAGCGCCCCCAGUUUGUGGUGGCAAGUAAUACCAACAGAAUAACAGUCCGGUUCCACUCUGACCAGUCGUACACUGACACUGGCUUCUCGGCAGAGUUCCUGCCCUACGAUUCCAGUGACCCCUGUCCUGGCAGAUUCACCUGCAAGACUGGCCGCUGCAUCGACAAAGCCCUGCGCUGUGAUGGCUGGAUGGACUGCUCAGAUGCCAGUGAUGAGCGCUCCUGCAACUGUACCAAGGAGCAGUUCAGAUGCAGCAACGGGUGGUGCAAGUCGCUCAUGUGGGUCUGUGACGGCGUGAACGACUGUGGAGACAACAGUGAUGAGGAGCAGUGCAAAUGUCCAGAUCAGAACUUGAAGUGCCGCAAUGGGAAAUGCAUCCCUGAAGCCCAGAAGUGCAAUGGCAAGGAUGACUGUGGGGAUGGAAGUGAUGAAAAUGACUGCGUCGGGGCCACGGCUGUCACCUGCAGCGAGCACACCUACAAGUGCCGCAGCAACGUGUGUGUGAGCAAGAAGAACCCGGAGUGCGACGGGACACAGGACUGCGCCGACAACUCGGACGAGGAGAACUGUGACUGCGGGACCCGCUCGUACAGCAAGCAGUCGCGGAUUGUCGGCGGGCUGGACUCGGAGGUGGGCGAGUGGCCGUGGCAGGUCAGCCUGCACGUGGAAGGCCAGGGGCACAUCUGUGGGGCCUCGCUGGUAUCAAACAAGUGGCUGGUGUCAGCAGCGCACUGCUUCCAGGAUGAGAUGCGGAUCAGAUACUCGGACUCCAAGCUGUGGACAGCCUUCCUAGGCCUCCACGACCAGAGCCAGCGGACUAACGAGAACGUCCAAGAGCGGAAGAUCAAGCGCAUCAUAACCCACCCCAGCUUCAACGACUUCACCUACGAUUACGAUGUCGCCGUGCUGGAGCUGCAGAGCCCGGUCACCUUCAGCAAAGUUGUCCGGCCCAUCUGCCUGCCCGACCCCACACAUGACUUUCCCUCUGGCAAGGACCUGUGGGUGACUGGGUGGGGAGCCACCUCUGAAGGGGGUAGCGGUGCCACCAUCUUGCAGAAGGCAGAAAUUCGGAUAAUCAACCAGACCCAGUGCAACAGCCUGCUGGCCAACCAGAUGACGCCACGCAUGAUGUGUGUGGGGAUCCUGACAGGAGGCAUCGACGCCUGCCAGGGAGACUCUGGUGGGCCGCUGGCCAGCACGGAGACCAACAGCAGGAUGUUUCUGGCCGGCGUGGUGAGCUGGGGAGAUGGCUGCGCACGACGGAACAAGCCAGGGGUCUACACACGGGUCACCCAUCUGCGGGACUGGAUCAAGCUGCACAGUGGGGUAUAGGAGCUCCGCAGUGGGGUGCCAGGCUCCGCAUGAGCUCACAGCACCUCUCGAGCUCGACUCUGGGUCUCUUUUGAGCCGGCGAUUGAAGG
Molecule: messenger RNA, 4143 nt
Organism: Gavialis gangeticus (Gharial)
Lineage: Eukaryota; Metazoa; Chordata; Crocodylia; Gavialidae
Gene: ST14
Product: suppression of tumorigenicity 14
Exons: 18
Coding region: 1574-4054 (826 amino acids)
Biological process (GO): proteolysis; acrosome reaction
Cellular component (GO): membrane
Molecular function (GO): protein binding; serine-type endopeptidase activity
Source: RefSeq, a predicted model, not a curated record